Sordaria macrospora k-hell is the source of this 1437-nucleotide messenger RNA. RefSeq lists its product as uncharacterized. Lineage: Eukaryota; Fungi; Ascomycota; Sordariomycetes; Sordariales; Sordariaceae. The record is from RefSeq and is a predicted model, not a curated record. Gene Ontology annotation, molecular function: protein binding.
AUGGAUACUCUUCCCGCUGAACUGCUCCGGCUCAUCUUCGACAACUGCGACCCACCAUCGGUACGAGCCCUCCGUCUUACCUCCGGCCGACUAGCCGACGUAGGAUACGACUACCUGCUCCCACCAUCGUUCCGGGCCGUGGAAUGGAAGGACGACGUCCAACGGUUACAUUCGAUUGCCCACCACGACCGCCUCAACCGGUCCAUCAAUUCCAUCACCUUCAACUUCUCCAAAGCCGAGGAGUACAGCACCAUCCGCCCCGAUUCCUUUUUCCCCGAAGAGCGGUCCAUCCUCCUCCAAGAUGUUUUCCAGCACUACAAGCAGGAGGGCAAAUCUCACAACCUGCCAGCAUUCCACACCCGCUCCACCCUGGUCGAGGAGUCCUUCAAGCGCCUGCCUAACCUCAAGGACCUCGAGAUAACCUACACCAAAUGUCCCUACGACAACAUGCAAGCCCUCAAGGACGUCCUCCUGGUGCGCAACCCGCGCAAGCGCGACACGGCCUCCCGCGCCCAAGCCUGCAAGAACAUGAACGCCAUCAUCUCCGCAGUCCGGCACGUCUCCCUCUCUUCUCUCACAAUCGACCAACUCCCGCUCGAGAUCUUCCGCCUUCCCGACGACCGUCGCCACUGGUUCGACUGCUGCGCCUCCUCCUUCUCUUCCCUCUCCAAGCUCGACCUCACCAUCGACCCUCCCGCAAACCUCAUGCCCCAGUCGCGCUUCAAAGCCAUCAACGGCCUCGGCCACGUCCUGCAGCUCUCGCCAAACCUAACCCACCUCAGCCUCUCUUUCCACACUUACCACGCCCCCCGCUCGAAAUUCGGCUUUUCUUUCAGGGCCCUCCUGCAAGACUUCACCUUCGCGAAACUCACCUCCCUCAAACUCGAAGGCGUCUCCUGCUCCGAAGAAGACCUGCGCUCUUUCCUGCUGCGCCACGCCAAGACCCUCGAACGCUUGCGCCUCGGAGGCCGCGGGCUGGCGAAGCCUUAUGAGCUUAGUAUUGGAGGCGUGCACCUGCACGAGGGUUCAUUUAAGAGUCUUUUUGCUUCUUUGCAGGGGAAACUGCCGAAACUGCAACGGCUUCAUUUGGAGGGGGAUCUUGAGGCGGGGGAUAUUCGCACGGGUGCUAGGGAGAGGGAGACGUUCAAGUUCCAUGCUAGCGUGGAUGAGAAUUGGGAGGAUGUUGAGGGUGAAGGAGACGGUUUGGGGAGGAGGGUGGUGAUGCAACCGGGGAAGACGAUGGAUUCGAGCGCUUUGGAGAGGUAUUUGAUUCAUGGCGGACCGUUUCCGAGGCUGGUGAUGCCUGGCACGGCGUCAGCGUCGACGUCGACAGCCAGUUCGGAGGCUGGUAGUCCGAGCCCGAGUCCGGAACUUGGGCCUGUGACCGUGAGCGGUCCGGCGAUGGUUGCGGGUCCGGCGACGGCUAUUGCUGUUUGA